AUGUCCACUGAUUGGAAACAAGGAUUAUCAAUCCCAGAAAAAGAUACAAGACCACAAACUGAAGAUGUUACAAAGACAAAGGGGAAUUCAUUUGAAGAUUUUUAUCUAAGUAGGAAAUUAUUAAUGGGUAUUUUUGAAGCUGGUUUUGAAAAACCAAGUCCUAUUCAAGAAGAAUCAAUUCCUGUGGCACUUGCAGGUAGAGAUAUAUUAGCAAGAGCUAAGAAUGGUACUGGUAAAACUGCAUCUUUUAUUAUCCCAGUAUUGGAAAAAAUUAAACCAAAUGUUGAUCAAAUUCAAGCUUUAAUCCUUUUACCAACAAGAGAAUUAGCUUUACAAACUUCUCAAGUUGUUAAAACUUUAGGGAAAAGAUUAGAUGUCAAAGUUAUGGUUUCUACUGGUGGUACUUCAUUAAGAGAUGAUAUUGUUAGAUUAGAAGAACCUGUUAAUGUCUUGGUUGGUACUCCAGGUCGUAUUUUAGAUUUAGCUUCAAGAAAUUUAGCUGAUUUAUCAAAAUGUUCAAUGUUUGUUAUGGAUGAAGCUGAUAAAAUGCUUUCACAAGAAUUUAAAAGAAUUAUUGAACAAACUUUAUCAUUUUUACCAUCAAAACAUCAAUCUUUAUUAUUUUCUGCAACUUUCCCUUUAACAAUUCAAGAUUUUAUUGCAAGAAAUUUGAAAAAUCCUUAUGAAAUUAAUCUUAUGGAUGAAUUAACUUUAAGAGGUAUUACAAAUUAUUAUGCUUAUUUGGAAGAAGCUCAAAAAUUACAUUGUUUACAUACAUUAUUUUCCAAAUUACAAAUUAAUCAAUCAAUUAUUUUUUGUAAUUCAUCCAAAAGAGUUGAAUUAUUAGCUAAAAAAAUUACUCAAUUAGGUUAUUCAUGUUAUUAUUCUCAUGCUAAAAUGCCUCAAGAUGCAAGAAAUAAAGUUUUCCAUGAAUUUAGACAAGGUAAAGUUCGUAAUUUAGUUUGUUCUGAUUUAUUAACAAGAGGUAUUGAUAUUCAAGCUGUUAAUGUUGUUAUUAAUUUUGAUUUCCCAAAAAAUGCUGAAACUUAUUUACAUAGAAUUGGUAGAUCUGGUAGAUUUGGUCAUUUAGGUUUAGCUAUUGAUUUUGUAACAUGGAAUGAUCGUCAAAAUUUAUUUAGAGUUGAAAAAGAAUUAGGUAUUGAAAUUCCAAAAAUUCCAAAUAAUAUUGAUGAAAGUUUAUAUGUUGCAACAAAUUCUAAAAAUGUUCCAAAACCUUUCCCAAUUCAAAAUUUACCAAAUGCUUAUACAAAUGGUUUCAACUAUAGAGGUCAACCUGAAUUAAAUAAUGAUCAAUCUUCAAUCCCUACAGCUCCAACUUCAUUACCUCAAUCUAGUAUCCCACAACAACAAACACCACAACAAGCUCAACAACAAGUUAAUCAAACUCCCCCACAAUCACAACAAACUACCACUACAUCAUCAACUUUUUCUCAACCACAACAAGUUAUUAAUGGAUCACCAGCUAUUCCACAACCACAAGUUAUCCCACCACAAGGAUUCCCUCCACAAGGUUAUGGUUAUCCUCCACAAGGUUAUCCACCACAAGGAUUCCCACCUCAAGGUCAAUUCCCACCAAAUGGAUUCACUGCUUAUCCACCACAAGGUGCUUAUCCUCCACAAUUUCAACAACAACAACAACAACCAUCAUCACAACAAUCUCCUCAACUUCAACAACCUUCACAAUCUCAAUAA
Molecule: messenger RNA, 1713 nt
Organism: Hansenula ciferrii
Lineage: Eukaryota; Fungi; Ascomycota; Saccharomycetes; Phaffomycetales; Wickerhamomycetaceae
Gene: DHH1
Product: DExD/H-box ATP-dependent RNA helicase DHH1
Exons: 1
Coding region: 1-1713 (570 amino acids)
Biological process (GO): cytoplasmic stress granule assembly; P-body assembly
Cellular component (GO): cytoplasmic stress granule; P-body
Molecular function (GO): mRNA binding; ATP binding; RNA helicase activity
Source: RefSeq, a predicted model, not a curated record